AUCCAAGUCAAACAAAAUGGUGGCGGCCGUAGCAUUUCUUUCACUGAUUUCUGUAUGUUUGUGAUUUCUAACGGAUCUCUAAAAACGACACCAUGGCCGAUACAAUGACGUUCAGCCACCUGAUAGAGCGUUUAGAGGUAGUAAUUAAGAGGUUUACAGACGGAAGCAUCACAACUGAGGACGUCGUCGACCAUCUGAAGUCUCUUACAGUUCAAGAACCCGAUAACUUAAGACAAACCGUUGAUCAAGCUUGCAGGAAUGUCAUGGCAAGCAUGUUGAGGAAAUCUAUCAUGGAGCGGCCUGUUAUGGACAGUAUCGUUUCCUUGGCAAUCGCAUUGGGUGUAAAAGAAUUCUGUUCAGGAAGUCUGCCCGUACUACUGCUAAGUGACAUGUUUGAUAACUUGCCACUGAAAGAAGGAGAAAAACUGUUCUCCCUCGUUGAAGACAAGGUUUCUGUCUGGAAAGAGGAUAUAUUCUUUAGCUACUGCAAGAAUCAGCUUCUGAGGACCUGUAACGAUCUGUUGCGAAGGCUCUCACGGUCUCAGAAUACAGUGUUUUGUGGAAGAAUUCUUGUCUUCCUGGCAAAGAUCUUCCCACUGUCAGAACGUUCAGGUCUCAAUGUGAUCAGCGAGUUCAACGCUGAUAACAUCACGCUAUUUAGCUCGGAAGAUUACAGGGGAAUCGUGUCGAAAGAUAGCACGGACGAUGGGUUGGAAGAAGGAGAGAUGGAAGAUGUGCAGAGCACCAUCACAGUAGAUUACAACCUGUACCGGAAGUUCUGGUCAUUACAAGAGUACUUUCGGCAGCCAACGCUCUGCUACAGUAAAGUACAUUGGAGACAGUUCUCUUCUUACUCUUCGGACGUUUUGUCAGUGUUCGGAAGCUUCAAGCUCGAUGACGUCAAAUCUGGUCAUUGGGCUUUAAACGAAGAUGCUUCGAAGUCGGACACUUCCAAUGCUGUCUACUUCGCCAAGUACUUGACGAGCCAAAAGCUACUAGAACUCGAACUGAGUGACAGCAACUUCAGACGCUACGUUCUCGUCCAGUUCUUGAUACUCUUCCAGUACCUCCAGUCGACCGUCCGUUUCAAGCAGGAUGCGCACGUACUAAACGACGAACAGUCGGCCUGGGUUAAAAACACGUCGUCUCUCAUAUACAAAAUGCUAGAAGAAACUCCUCCGGAUGGUGAAAAAUUUGCUUCACACAUGAAACACAUCCUCCAAAGGGAAGAGUCCUGGAACACCUGGAAGAACGAGGGCUGUCCGAACUUCAGAGAGGCAAGGCCGAUGGAGCCCAUCAAAGAAGGACGGCCAAAACGGAGGCUCGGAGACGAAAUCAAGGCGGCCAUCAGCAACAAAAAAAUCCUUCUAGGAAAGGAUGAUUGCAACCCUGAUAAUGCUGAAAUGAACCGGCUGUGGAACCUGUGUCCAGACAACUGGGAGGCCUGUGCGUCUCCAAAACGUGACUUUGUUCCGAGCCUGGAGAAAUUUUUCGAGUCUGCCGUCGAACAGGCCGAUCCCAACAACGGCAUUGAGAACAGAUACAAGCACGUGUACCAAAGCAACUAUGGCUGGCGAUCGCUUCGGCUGCUCUCCCAGAAGUCCCCGCACUUCUUCACCAGCAGCAAUCAACCAAUCAAGAGCCUUCCCCUCUACCUGGAGUCCAUGGUGUUGAGACUGGCAAAGGAAAUGCCCCUAAGUACUCAGCAUGCUAUGAAUAACAACAAUGCAGACGACAAGACAGAAGUAGCUGAUUAUGCAGCAGACGACAGUGAAGAUGAAUUGUUGAAGAGUAACGAAGACAGUAAUUCGCAGCCAAAGGACACGACUACAGAAUCGAAAAAGGAAGCAACACUAUCGACAGCGCAGCUGAACACACUCGCUGCCAGUAUAGGGGCAGACUGGAAAAAACUGGCUCCGCUGAUGAAGUUCAGCGAAGACGAGAUCAUCUACCUCGCAGGAGAGCACAGCGGAGAUGUCGUCAAACAGGCGCACCAGGUUCUGCUCGUCUGGUCGGAACAGGAACCGGACGACGCCACUGCAAGCAACCUCCAAACUCUCGUCGAUAAGGCUGGGCUUAAGCUGAAAACGCCCAUUGUUGGGGCGAACUAAUAAAUGUUUUUGCUAGAACAGUU
Messenger RNA from Ornithodoros turicata, 2134 nucleotides. RefSeq names its product THO complex subunit 1-like (gene Hpr1). NCBI's taxonomy places the organism in Eukaryota, Metazoa, Arthropoda, Arachnida, Ixodida, Argasidae. Gene Ontology annotation, cellular component: THO complex part of transcription export complex. Gene Ontology annotation, biological process: signal transduction; regulation of DNA-templated transcription elongation; mRNA export from nucleus. Gene Ontology annotation, molecular function: protein binding. The coding region runs from base 93 to 2111 and encodes 672 amino acids. The record is from RefSeq and is a predicted model, not a curated record. The transcript has 20 exons.